UCGACGGGGCCCAUCGAGGCCGGGGCCGGGGAGGCCGGAGGGGAACGGACGCCCCCGGUUGCCUCCCCGGGGAUGCUGGGGGGCCCCGGGAGAGCCCGGGCUGGGCAGAUUUCCUUAUCCGGGGAUCGCAGGGCACCUCGCCAUUGGCCCGCGUUGUCACAUGGACUCCAACUUUGUUCACUUGACAAAAUUAAUGACCAUGAGCUCGUUUUUGAUCAACUCCAACUAUGUGGACCCCAAGUUCCCACCCUGUGAAGAGUAUUCCCACAGCGAUUACCUUCCCAAUCACUCGCCGGAAUAUUACAGCAGCCAGAGGCGAGAGAACACUUUCCAACAUGAAGCGAUGUACCAGCCACGAUCAGCCUGCAAGGAGCAGCUCUACUCGUCCUGUCAGAGCUCCGGCCACCAAGCAGCGGUGUUAUCCCCCCGGGGUCAUGUCCAUCCUCCGGCCGGACUGCAGAACCACAUCUCUGAACCAAAUCAGCCCUGCGAGCCGGUUACCCCCAGCCCACCACCACCCUCCUGCAGCCAAAACUCUCUGAACCAAAGCCCUUCCAAUUCCUCUUGCAAAGAGCCGGUAGUUUACCCCUGGAUGAAAAAAGUCCAUGUAAGCACGGUAAACCCCAAUUACUCAGGAGGGGAACCGAAACGCUCCCGCACAGCCUACACCAGGCAGCAAGUCCUGGAGCUGGAGAAGGAAUUUCACUAUAACCGUUAUCUCACCCGGAGACGCAGGGUCGAGAUCGCCCAUUCCCUCUGCCUCUCCGAACGCCAGAUCAAAAUCUGGUUCCAGAACCGGAGGAUGAAAUGGAAAAAAGACCACAAGUUACCAAAUACCAAGAUCAGGUCUAAUUCUUCCAGCUCCUCUGCCAGCCUGCAGAUCCCACAAGGAGGAUCUCAAACCCGAUCCCACGGACCAGCCACCAGCCUAUAACUGUUCCUGGGAUGGAUGAAGGGAUAGGAUGGAUGGAUGGAUGGAUGGAUGGAUGGAUGGAUGGAUGGAUGAAUGGAUGGAGCGUUGUAGCAUGAGGUUGUGUGUGUGUGUGUGUGUGUGUAGGGAACACAUGAGGAUAUUUUUUGUGUUAAAUGCUCCGAGAAGCGAAGGGGAAGGAGGGCUGCUCUUUAUUUAUAGGGGGAACAGAGGGAGGCUCAGCUGCAACAAAGCAGAGCGCUGCUGUUGUGCCUCUCUUCCAUUAAAAGGAGGCUGUAGAUAGUAGUUUUCAGAUUUGGCUAAGAUGGAUCCUUGUUUCAUCUUUAAUCACGCCAAGCUCUGCCCCAUUUGUCAUGUUUACUCUCCCGUACAAAGGAUGGACCUUAUGUCUGCUAUUACCUCGACAACCAGCGCUCACUUUAAUAAAUGAGGCUCAGUUUCUUCAAGACGAACUGGAUUUUCUCCCCUCCCAUCCCGCCCCCCCUUUUUCCUUUUAUUUCUCCCCCCCCCCUUUUUUAUUUUCUUGCCAACCAUCUAAACCCACAAAGUUUCUGCUCCACCAUCCCCAAACCACCACAGUUCUACCACUGCCUUGAGAUGGAGGGUUAAAAAAAAUAACCCAAACCAAAACCAGAUCUAAGAUCAGAUCCAAAAUCCCCGCAGGGAAUGGACUAGGGGGAGCGGGGUGUGUGUGUGGGGGUGGCCUCUCGGACACUGGUCGUGCAUGGGAGUGAGGAGUGGGGGACACUCUGGAAAACAGAUAAAAGAAGGAAAAUUAGGUCAAGUGGGUGGUGGACAAAGGAAGAGAGAGAAUGGAGAGUGAUGUAGGACACCCCCCCCACCCCCCCGACAUUUUAUUUUUGAGUCCAGCAGGUUAAUUGUGAGUCUGGGGAAGGGGGUGGGGGGGGGGAGAGGGGGGAGCAAGGGGUUUUAGGUUAGAAACUGGGUGAUAACAGUGGCACCUGGACUCACCCCCCCAGCCCAGGGUAAGGGGUGGCGGUGGGGAGCUCCUCUCCCACUGUCUCGCCCAGUUUUGUACUGAAAAUGUGAAUUAUGGACGGAGAGAUGAGGGUUCGCCCCUCUCGGGGUGGGGAUGGGGGGGAGAACGGGGUAAAAUUGGGGUCUGAGGAGGCUCCCCCCGGCUCCCUAACCGGCUUGGCUGCUGCGUCCUCUCCUUCCGUCCUUCGGGAUGUGCAGAUUUUACCUGUAAAUAGCAGAGAAAAGGAACAACAACAACAAGUCUA
Pogoniulus pusillus (Red-fronted tinkerbird) is the source of this 2175-nucleotide messenger RNA. RefSeq names its product homeobox B4 (gene HOXB4). Gene Ontology annotation, molecular function: DNA-binding transcription factor activity, RNA polymerase II-specific; RNA polymerase II cis-regulatory region sequence-specific DNA binding. The record is from RefSeq and is a predicted model, not a curated record. The transcript is spliced from 3 exons. Gene Ontology annotation, biological process: anterior/posterior pattern specification; embryonic skeletal system morphogenesis; positive regulation of transcription by RNA polymerase II. The coding region runs from base 161 to 934 and encodes 257 amino acids. Gene Ontology annotation, cellular component: nucleoplasm; nucleus. Lineage: Eukaryota; Metazoa; Chordata; Aves; Piciformes; Lybiidae.